Molecule: messenger RNA, 4803 nt
Organism: Chinchilla lanigera (long-tailed chinchilla)
Lineage: Eukaryota; Metazoa; Chordata; Mammalia; Rodentia; Chinchillidae
Product: solute carrier family 7 member 13-like
Exons: 4
Coding region: 87-1502 (471 amino acids)
Biological process (GO): amino acid transmembrane transport
Cellular component (GO): membrane
Molecular function (GO): L-amino acid transmembrane transporter activity
Source: RefSeq, a predicted model, not a curated record
UACUAAAUCAACAGAAACUAUAAAAGAAACUCUUGUGAAGACUCAUGUUUAGAGUUUAGGACUGAAAAACAGGAAAAGGCAAAAGCAUGCAACUGUCCAGGGCAAUAGGGUUCUUCCAUGGAAACAUCUUCUUAUUUAGUGCCACAAUAGGGGCAGGAAUAUUUAUAUCCCCUAAGGGGGUGCUGAAAUCCUCCUCGGGGAACAUUCCUGUCUCCCUGAGUAUUUGGGCACUUUGCGGCAUACUGAAUAUCGUCAAUGGCCUCUGUGCCGCGGAGAUAGGUGCCACCUUCCCUAGAAGUGUAGCGACUUAUUUUCUCCUCAAAAGAUCUCUUGGAUCCUGUGUUGCUUUCAUUUCUACUUGGAUCAAACUUGUUUCUUAUGUCGUAGGAAUAUCUGCACAAAGCUUGUUGGUGGCGAGCUCUCUAAUUCAGCCUUUCUAUGCUGGGUGCUCCCCUCCAGAGCUACCAAAGAAAUGCCUAGCUUUGGCCAUUUUGUGGUCGCUGGGACUUCUGAAUAUUCGAGGAGUGAAAACAGUGUCCUGGUUUCAGACUCUCAGUUCUUUGGUGAAGGUGGCUAUUCUCUGUUUCAUUUCCCUAGCAGGGAUAGUGCUGUUAGUGAUGGGGAGAAAGGAGAAUGUUUCCAGAUUUGAGAGCGCUUUGGAUGCUGAACUUCCUGAUGCCUCACAAAUUGCUGAAGCCAUUCUCCAAGGAUUCUAUGCAUAUGUGGGAUCUACAAUGCUGGUAAACGUUGCAGGAGAGGUGAAGAACCCCGCUCAGACAAUUCCCACAUCGUUGAUUUCUGCCAUGUCCAUCAUGAUUGUGAUAUACUUAUUGACUAAUAUAUCCUACCUGACAGUUUUAACACCAGAGGAAAUCAUCUCUUCAGAUUCUGUUGCUGCCACAUGGGUGGACAGAGUGCUCCCUUCCAUGCAAUGGGUCGUUUCACUGGGGAUUUCGAUGUCAAUAGUUGACACUACUUCCUGUGGAAUCCUUUCUGGAUCAAGGAUUCUCUACAUUGCAAGCCAAGAAGGACAAUUGCCUCGGAUCUUCUCUAUGCUUAACGAGCACCUCUCUCCAGCUGCAGCUGUGAUCCAGUUAAUUAUUUUAACUUCUAUUGCCGUUAUACCAUCAAAUUUGAUCUAUUUACUAAAAUAUGUGGGAUUAGCUUCGUGGACUAUAAGUGGGCUUAAUAUGAUUGCUUUACUUAAAUUAAGGUACCAGAAUCCAGAUCUACCAAGACCUUACAAGGUUUGGCUGCCAAUGAUAUUUGCAUCUUUAGCAUCUUCUGCCUUUCUAAUUUUUAUGCCAAUCAUUCAGUCUCCUAAAAUGGAGCAUAUUUACCAAGUUGUCUUUGUUUUAAGUGGAGUUCUGUAUUACCUGCUCCAUGUUCACUUUAAUCAAGGUUCUGUUUAUUCUGAGAAAAUCACUUGUUAUUUACAGUUAUUAUUUAAUAUGUCACCUUCAGAAGAUCAAGAAAAUUAUAUUUCUAUAGAAAAACAUUGAUUAUAAACAAGUAUUUGUGAAAAUAAAAGAUAUUAAAUUUUGAAACUGAAGUGAACAAAUAGAUCCCUGCAAAUCUCCAAAAUAUAGAACAAAGUCACACACUCCUCUACAUACAUUUAUCAUAUGUACAGAGAUAGGAGCUCCGAUUUCCAGUAUAAAUCAAUGAUAAGCACAUGUGCUGUAAUUUGCAUAUGAAACAUUCCCCAUAGACUCAGUGUUGCACAGUCAACUCUGAGGGGAUGUUGAUGGGAAUGAUGGACACUAGGCAGAGAGCCUUAGCCAGAGAAUGUAAGUCAUGUGGGACCUGCCUUUGAAAGUUGUUGUUCUCCUGGCCUUUUCUUCAGUCUUUCUCUCUGCAUUCUCUCUGCCAUGACAAGAGACCCUUUCCUCCACCACAUGCUUCCUGUUUUUCUGGUACUGGGUAUGGAACAGAGGACCUUGGGCUUGCUAGGCAGGCACUGUGGCACUGAGAUAUCUCCCUGGUUCCCACAUGCUUUCUGACAUGAUGUUCAGCAUCACCACAAGCCCAGAGGAACAAAACCAACCAUUGAAAUUUCUCAAACAAUGACCUAAAGUAAUUCUUUAAUCCCCUGUAGGCAUGUUCAGUGUAACAGAAAACUAAUACCAAAAAACGAGGUUUGCAACUUAUAUUUGGUGAAUGGAAGAAUUUAGCAAAAUUUGGAGAAGAAAACAAGUGAAAAUAUGCUGAGUCCAUUACCCAUUUUCCCAUCCCUAAAACAAGAUACUCACCCUCACCAAUUUAAAUGAGAAGAGGCUUACCUUGGCUCUUGGCUAGCUGGGUUCAGUCCAUGGUUGACAGGCUCCGUGGAAGAAAAAAUAUAGUAAAAAUGUAUGGAGUAGAAAUCUAAUCAGCUCAAGGAAUCCAGGAAGUAAACAGAGAAAAGAGAGGAUGUGAAGAAAAAAACACACCAUUCUGAGCCAUGGACCCAGUGACUCACUGCCUCUAAAAAGGUCCCAGCCUAUAAAUGACACCUUCACCUCUAAACUCAUCAAUGGACGAAUGCACUAAGAACUGCACAUUCAUAUUACAUUUACCUUACAAAAGCUUCAGUUAUGUAUAUAGAGACAUUUAGAGAACACUUUAGAUUUGAACAAUUACAUUCUCCCUUGACAUCUAAAAUGCUUAUGUACCUGUCAUUAUACAAAAUAUAUUUUAGUCUUUCUGGAGCAAUUUUCAGAAUUGCAACAGUUCCAACAUUUCUCAGUAGCGAAAGUCCAUAUUGUCCUGUGAGAAUCAAGGAAAACUCAUGCAUGGGAUGCCUUUAAACACUCCAAUAUAAAAUGGCACAAAUAACCUGACUCAAGCAACAGAAUUUACACUUCAUUUAGCUCUGCUCUUUUAAUCCUGAUUUUCGCCUUCAGUCUGGUUAAAAGCACUCAGAUAUCCUCUGGCACAACCAAAAACUUGGGCUGUCUUGAAAAUUCCUGUUAGAUCAUUGAGUUUGCCACUUUUAUAUUCAUCCUCACACCAAAUUUUAGGCAUGGAAACAGUGUAGACAAAUUCUUUGCCAAAUGGAAACAUGCAUGGCCUGUUGUGUAGUUUUCAACAGAGUCUUCAUUUCCUGCUAAAACCCCAUCAGUCUGUCCAUUACUGCCCAUAGUCUCAUUAGCAUUCUGGAAUUCUGAGCAUGGUCCCAUGCCAUAAAGUUCUUCUUGCAGCAUCCUAAGUCUUCUCUUGUUUUCAUCUCCAAAACUUUCUAAGUGAUUUUCACAAAAAAGUUUCAAAACUUUCUGCAUCACAUGUGUAUGCAUGGUAACAACAAUGACCCACCCAUGUAACAAUAUGUUCAUAGUAAUUUUCUAACUCUGUGGCAAAAUUCCCACCACCGAUUUUUCAAAGGACAAGAUUUGUUUUGGUUCAUGAUCUCAUAUUUCGUGGUUUGCUAGCUCCAAUGCAGAACGGUGCCUUGGUACAUUGGUGAGGCAGAAAAUAGCUAUUCAUGUGCAAAAUGCAAUGAGAAAGAGAGAAAGAGAGACAGAGAGACAGAGACAGAGACAGAGCAGAGACAGACACAAACAAUCAGAGAAAAAUUGCAUUCUUCUAGGUCACAAAAUAGGUCACCUACCUCCUCUACCAAGACCGUAUACCGUAUACUAAUCAAAAUACACUGAGGACUACAACACUGUAUUAGUCAUACUUUCAUUGCUGACAUGGAUACUGGAAACACACAUAUGGAGAAGAGAUUUAUUUUCUCAUAAUUUGAGUCAAUAAGCAGCUAGUUCUAAGAUGAGAUAUCAUGGCAGCAGGGCAUGGAUGGGCAAAUCUGCUCAUUUCAUGGCAGUCUAUGAGCAGAGCAGGGGAAGAGGGCCAGAGUGGACAGGAUGAGGGGUCAGACCAUCCAUAUGACCCAUGGCUGUCACUCUAGGGUACACCCAAACACACUUUCACAUGUGAUUCAUCAAUCCCUGGUGAUAGGUCCCAAGAAAAAUCAAGUUGAAAGUCAAUCCUUAACCAUUACAAGCACCCUUAUAGAUUGGACAACCUCCAAAAGACCCACCUUUGAAUACAUAAGGUUUGAGGGGACAAUUUAGAUCUAAACCAUAACAAAAGUUUCAGGGACAGUUCUGUGAUAAGCUCAGAUGAAUGCUGAUAAGACUGCAUAAAGUAAUACCCCUGACCUUGAUGUUACCAAGGAGAAUGAGGACUGUGUUGAGAACUGGUGUGGAGGCCAUAUAUGUCCUUCUCUGGAAUAAACUUAUCUCAUGGUUGUAGGUGUGCUGAAAGUUUGGACAAGACAGAAUGUAAAGGAGACAGACUAGCUUUGCUGGCACAGGAUACUUCAGGACAGACACAGUACUCAGUUUUGGGAUGGAUAUUGAUGGCAGUUCAACCAGAUUUACAGGGAAAAUCAAGCACAAGCAUCAAAACGGAAAGUUUUUAAAAACUUGCAUUUGGCUAGGAAAUAAAUUUCUGUGUAGCCUAUGAAGUUAUGGCUGCUGGAUGGAUUAACAUCAUUGAAAUUAGACAAGCACUUUCAUAGAAGUGUAUAGGACAGCGGUAUUCAGAGGUGGGAGGGGGCAAAGUAAAAGGAGAGAUGCUGAUUGAAGAGUACAAACCUGUGGUUAUAAGGAGAAUAAGACUUGAGUCCUAAUAAAUAGCCUAGGGACAAUAGUUAAUAAUAAUAUACUGACUACUUCAUAUUUGAUAAAUAGUGUAGAUCAUAAGUACUCUCCAGGUACAUAAGCCAUAUAUCAUAUGAUAUAGUCAUUUAAAGCAUCUAAUGUCUUUGAUUUACUGUUAAUUUUCUAAAGGGUGGUAAAUAAAUAACAUCUACAUCAA